AGAGGCCCAAGCAAGAGGCGCCGCAGUGGCUCGCCGUUGUGGAAUGGGUAGAGUUGGUUGGCCCGUCAAAGCAACUUUAGGGUUUAACAGUGGACGGAGCUGCGCUUGUUUGGUGGACGACGAGAGCAGAGUCCCGAGGUUGCAAGCCCAUGUACUUCAUUUCGAUGGAGAAGGACCGCUUCUUCCCGAGCGCUGCUGCCAGGGGCCCCUGUUCUUGGUUUGAAAUGCACCAGUUCAUUGGGGAUCUCAUGGCGUCUACACAGAAUCCAGGUUCUGGGACAGAUGUGCCACAGCAAGAAGCAAUCCGUGCCAUGUGGGAUAGUACUGGACCAGAGACUCUGGGAUUUAAGCUGACAUCUUCUAAACCUGCCUACAGUGCUGAAGGGAUGCAGCAACCUUUGACUACCAGCUACAAACAGGUUGCAUCAAAAUCACCUUUUAACAUAGAGGGCAUUACUCACAUCAUGCCUCUGCACUCUAAACAUACACCUAAAACCAUAGCCGCAGUGAGUGGGAUUAUUAAUCAAGUUUCAGAGGCUGGACCAGCUACAGUGACGAGUAACAGCCAAAUCAGAAACUGCAAUCCAUUUGAGAACCAGUCUUGUUCCAGCUGCUUAAUUGAAUUCCCGGAUCUGAAGUCCAAGGAACGGCAUGUUAGAAGACAUCACCCUGAACUGUAUGAGGCAUUCAGAGAACAGCUGCUAAGUGGAACAGUUUUCUCGUGCUUUUCCUGUGACCGCAGUUUUAGCAAUUUAGAAGAACUUGGCCAGCACCAACUAGCCCAUGCAACUCAAAAACUGCAUCGGUGCGUGCUCUGUGAAGCAAUGUUUCUUCGUCAUGCUCAGCUUUUACAGCAUCAGCGAGUGGUCCACUCCUGUAAGGCAGGAAGUUUCAUUUGCACAGAAUGUGGAAAGAACUUCAAUAGUAGUAGUAACUUGCGCAUCCACCAGAAUGUCCACACAGGGGCCAGGCCAUAUUCUUGUACAGAGUGUGGAAAGAGCUUCAGCCAGUCAGGUGCACUCAAAAUUCACCAACGUAUACAUACCGGAGAGAAACCCUACACCUGCUCAUUUUGUGGCAGAGGCUUUCCUCACCUGGCAGGUGUCCGAGCUCAUCAGCGCACCCACACAGGAGAAAAGCCUUAUCGAUGCCUACAGUGUGGAAAGAGUUUCACUCAGUCAGGAGCAUUGCGAGUGCACCAGAGAAUACACACAGGGGAGAAACCCUAUCUUUGCACUGAGUGUGGAAAGAGCUUUUCCAAUCGCUCUGGCAUUCGUUUUCACCAGCGAGCUCAUAAAGAAGAACUACCUUAUGGUUGUGAAGACUGUGGCCAUAGAUUUAAAGAUGCUCGCAGUCGUAACAAACACCAGAAGCAGAUUCAUUAUGGAAAGAUAGAUGGGGAGGAAGAAGAGGAGGAGGAGGAAGUGGAUGAAGAGUUGGAGCAAGAGGAAGAGAGAAAUACACCAGAGACAAAAGAAUGCAAAUCUACUGGUGAAACGCCACAAGAAAAGUCACAAGAGUUAGAGGAGGAAAAUGAUGCCAAUAAGAAAAGCGCAAGAUCAGACAGCAACGUUGAAAGCUGCGAAACAACUAUUGUCAGUAAAUAAAAGAGAUACUUUGGUAAAAUGAAUGCACUGUUUCAAAUGGUUGACGGCUCUCCGGAGAUAUUUGUACUUUGUGUCUGAAGAUUUUUGCCCCUUUUCAAAAGUAAAAGCCCUGCAGACACAAUGCGUAGUUCUGUAAAAUGAGAACAAUAGUUGGACACCUUGUUAGAUAAUCAGCUUUCAAGAGAGUCCUGUGGCCCUGAUGAGCUUUAUAAUAACGCUUUUGCCCACCAGCAAGGUGCCUUUUGUGCCUCAAGGAUGAGGGUAAAAGCUUAUUUUUAAUGUACUGUAGUUGAGGUAUCACUGAUUCUCAGGGGAAACACCACUGCGGACACAGAAAAGCUUCCUGUUAAGUACUUUGCUGAUUUACUGUAUUUCAGGAUGAUGGCAGCAGAUUUAUGCGGGGAAGUGCUGUUUACUUAAGAAAACUUCUGCAUCCCAAAAAGAACAUUUAUCACGUUUCAGUGCACAGAUAUCAGUAAUAUUUUUUAACAACAUCUCUGAACUAUUUUUGCUUCUGUUGCGGACAUAGAAGUAACCUACUUGCAAAAAUCACUCAUACUUUGUACACUUUCAAAUAUGUAUAAUUUUGGCAUACUUCUAAUGCAAGUAUAUUUAGUACGAGGUGGUAUUAUACAUGAAGAAUGAAUAUAUAU
Messenger RNA from Erpetoichthys calabaricus (reedfish), 2260 nucleotides. RefSeq lists its product as uncharacterized. Gene Ontology annotation, molecular function: DNA-binding transcription factor activity, RNA polymerase II-specific; RNA polymerase II cis-regulatory region sequence-specific DNA binding. Gene Ontology annotation, biological process: regulation of transcription by RNA polymerase II. The record is from RefSeq and is a predicted model, not a curated record. Bases 150 to 1607 code for a protein of 485 amino acids. NCBI's taxonomy places the organism in Eukaryota, Metazoa, Chordata, Cladistia, Polypteriformes, Polypteridae. The transcript is spliced from 3 exons.